AUGGACCUCCUAGAAUCUAUAACCACUGGCACUUUUACGAACAUCCUCCAAACCGAUGUCAUUGUUCUUGGAACAAAGGGCUCCGACUCAGAAUUCAGAAUUCACACAGGGCUCCUGAAGUCCAAGUGUUCUGCUCUCUACAAAUCUCACAUAGAAAAAGCAGUAGACGAUUAUGUCUGCAUGGAUACGGAGGCUAGCACACUCUCUGCUCUCGUCGGGUGGGUAUAUACAGGAGAAUACCCUGAAAAGGCGGAUCUGGAGAAGAGCGACAUCAAAUGCGCAUGCAACCAUGAAGAAUCCGUCGAAUGCAAGAUAGCAGAUUCGAUUUCCGACAACAUCCAGCUCUACGUGUUUUGCGACAGACAUGGUAUACCGGAAUUAGCAAGCCUUGCAAUCACACAGAUGAAGAAAAUCAUGUCUGGGAUGGGCGAUAGCCGGAUACAUGUGUCGGUGGCUUUAACAUCAGCUGCACGGUUCGCUCUUUCCAAGCUCAAGGAGAACGACCCAUUGUUCGCCUAUCUUGCACAUUUCGCAGCCUACCACAUCGAGAUCCUCAGAUGCAGUGGCAGCUUUUGCACGCUAUUAAGCGACCACCCUAAAUUUGCAUUCAGCAUUCUUCACUAUGCAGGGCCCGCAAAGAAGAAGCCCGAGUAG
Messenger RNA from Aspergillus costaricaensis CBS 115574, 654 nucleotides. RefSeq lists its product as uncharacterized. NCBI's taxonomy places the organism in Eukaryota, Fungi, Ascomycota, Eurotiomycetes, Eurotiales, Aspergillaceae. The transcript has a single exon. Bases 1 to 654 code for a protein of 217 amino acids. The record is from RefSeq and is a predicted model, not a curated record.